CUGUCACCGACCAUGUCCUCUCUGCAUCUGCAGGACUUUGACCUUGACGAAAAUGGCGACGACACGCACACCCUCCACGCCAAUGAGGACAAGGUUGACUCUGGGGACUACCUGUCGCGAAUGGAGGAUGUCAUGGGUGACCAUGCGGACGCGCAAGUGAGCGAGCAGGAGGACGAAGACGAGGAUGACGACGAGGGAUUCGUGUAUAACGGAGAAGACGCCCCUGAGACUUCGUUUGUGUACAAGGAUCGACUGCGGGAGGUACUGGGGUCCGAAGGCGAACCGGACGAGGAAGAUCACGAAGUACACGAAGUAGAGCACUCGCUUAUAAUUCCGCCAGACGCAUCCCAUUCCGACGACGACGACGUCCCGCUGGAGCAAGACGAUGAAGUCAUCCCGUCCUUGAGCGUUUCGUCAGCUGGCAUUCUAACUCCCCCGCGCGCGGACUCUCCGAGCUUGAAUGGUACACCAUCGAAGCUGCUAUCGCGACCAUUCCUCCACCCGAAUGUAUCGCGUCUGCGUUCGUAUACUCCAGGCUCCCGCCCUAUGUCCUCGGCCAGCUUUGGUUCUGUGAACUCGCACUUUUUCGACGCGUCGCCGUCUCCAUCCCAUUUCUCGUCAAUCUCGCGUGCGUCAUCGCCGUCGAACAUGUACACCCCGUCGUCCAGUGAUGCUCCCGUCAAAAAUAAGCAAGCCCGGACGGAGCGUGAGGUGUUUCGUUGGACUCCGCUGCGCAGCAUAACACAGCAUGCAUUUGGGCCCAAGAAGGCGACGUCUGUCUUGGGAAAUUCUAGCCACGGGGCUCCGACCGUGCUUGCGGCUAAUGGGCUUAUAUGCAUCGGGACCGACACGGGUUCUAUUUGUGUAUAUGACUUCAAGCAGACUUUGAAGUGCGUUUGUGGAGAGGAUACUGCGGGCAAGGCUGUGGGCCCAGUCACUGCACUGGCUCUCUCGCAUGAUCAUACGUUUGUUGCAUCCGGUCAUGCAUCAGGAUACAUCCAGCUGUUUGAUCUCAAGAACCCAAGUAGUCCUGCGCGAACUGUUCCUCCGAUCACGCUCACGGCAGUGGCGUCUGGCCGACAAGAGGGACAUAUCCAAGGCUCGCGUAUUCUGAGUAUCGGUUUCGUGGCGGGACGACAUACGGCGUUGGUGACCGCGGACGAGCAUGGGCUGGCGUUUUAUCAUAGUCUGGGCAAGCUUUUAUUCGUCGAGGCGUCGGACAUUCUGCGCAUCCUCGGUAAAUACAUGGAAGACAAUGCCCCCGUGAGCGCAGGGACAAAGCGGUCUCGGUACACGAUACUUUCGAUGAUGCCACUUCCUCUGGGCGCGUCACCCCAUACGACGGACGGCUACCACGUCAUCGCACUCUUGACGCCGACGAAACUGGUUGUGGUCGGGCUCAAGCCCACACCCAAGACGUGGUUCAAGUACCGUCGUCCUGGGAAUGUGAUGGAUUCAGGAAACAAAUGGAGGGGUUCGAUGGCCUGGUUUCCGAAUGCGGGCGAGAACACUGCUCCGAUUCUCGCGUUUAGCUGGGCCAAUACGCUGUUCCUUCUUCGCAUCACCGAAAAUCGGGCGAAGCAGCUUGCGAAGAACUCGCGGACAGGGAAGACAGCGGAGAUGGACGUCGGAAGGAUUGUUUACUCCGAAGCUGGGCAGUGGUCUGCAACGGAGGCUAUUCUUGCUGUUCAGUGGCUCAAUGCGAAUCAAGUGAUAGUUCUGACGGCGUCCACACUGCAUGUAUACGACGCGCGUCUUGCGAAGGCUGUCGAAUCUGUGCCCUUUGAUGGCCUGAGUCUUGUCUCUCCGACGCUGAGGGCGACCAUCAACGGUUCAGUCCCAUAUCUAGACUCGGUGGGCGAUGUCGCACAGAGCAUCAGGGUCUACAAGGGCAAGAUAUUCCUCCUGGGCCGAGACUAUGUGCAAGCUGGCACGCUGCUUACAUGGGCCGACCGAAUCCUGGGCUUCGUGCAGGACGGCGACUUCCUGAGUGCAAUCGACCUCGCUCGGUCGUACUACCUGGGGGAGGCUCCGGGCAAUCUGAACGGGCUACCCGACGAUGCCGCCGCUCGGGAGGUGACCAUCGGCGAGAAGAUCAGAGAGCUCAUGGUGGCUUCGAGCCGAUAUGCUUUCUCUGAGGACCGGAUGUCCGAUGGAACGCACGACACUCUCGACGGCCGCGGCGUCGAUCGGACGGCGCUGUUCGAAGGGCUGGUGGACUGCUGUGCUCGAGCCUGCGUUGCGCUGAAGGACUGCGAGUUUGUGUUCGAGGACCUGUUCCAGUACUACGAGGACGCCGGGAUCACCCGCAUCUAUCUGCUGCAACUCGAGUCGUUCAUCCUCUCCGGCGACAUCCGCAACGUCCCUCCACGAAUUACACAGCGGCUGGUGGCUCUCCACGACCAGGACGGCCGACCUGACUUGGUGGAGCGCGUGAUCUGGCACAUCGACCCGUUGUGCUUGGACAUCAACCAGGCCAUCACUCUGUGCGAGAGACACCAUCUGUACGAUGCAUUGAUCUAUGUCUAUACGCGUGCUCUCAACGACUAUGUGGCACCCGUGGUGACGCUGCUGGGCCUCAUCCGUAAGGUUCAGCAGCAUCGGAGAACUUCGGCCGAACCGGUGCCCGAGGGCCAUCCCAUGGAGCCGGUGAUUCUCAACGCGUACAAAAUCUAUCCGUAUCUUGCCAACUGUCUGUCCGGACUGUCUUACCCCAGCGAAGAGCCUUUACCGCCGGAGGAAGCGGCUUUGGCCAAGAGAGAUGUUUAUGCAUUUCUGUUCUCGGGCCGAUCGAGCAUAUGGCCCGAGGGAGACGGAGGCAAGCUCGUGCUGACGUCCGACGAGGAGGGUGUCCCAGAACCCACCUAUCCGUAUGCUCGACUGCUACUGCGAUUCGAUGCCGAGUCGUUUCUGCACUCGCUGGACAUUGCGUUCGAGGAUUCGUAUCUCAACGACGAGUCACUUCCCAUCAGCCGCCUUGUCAUUGUACGCAUUCUCCUGGAAAUCAUCUCCUCCGGCCGUUUCCCGCCAUGUGACGUGACCUUCACCGACAUCUUUGUCGCCCGGAACGUGCCCAAAUACCAGCAGGCUCUGAAGACGCUCAAGCCGAGUUUGCUGCACGGUAUCCUUGUCCGUCUUGCAGAAGAUCCCGAUCCCGACACGCGAGAGGACCGGCAGCUGGCAGCCGAAUAUCUGCUGUCCUGCUUCAAUCCUCACGAAAGCGAACGCAUCAUCCAUCUGUUCGAGGCCGCCGGCUUCUACCGCAUUCUCCGGACAUGGUAUCGACGAGAGCACCAAUGGGUGCCUCUGUUGUGCACCUACUUCGAUGACCCCGACCUGCGCUCAUCUGAGCUCUUUUCGAACGCGGACGAUAUCCUGCGCACCGCAUUGCGUGGCAACAAAGGGACUCUGCCGUCCGAUAUGGCGACCACAGUCGCGUCGGCCCUCCCACAUCUGCUGGACUCGAGCAUCACGGGGACGGCAGCCUUGGUCAACAAGUACACAGGGCAUCUGCACGAGGUGGCGCUCGCGAGCUUGGGCGGCCACGAGCGAUUCAUGUAUCUGGAACACCUGUUUGCGUCGCCAGCAGAGGCACCGCUGUCGCUCUGCGAAGCAUUUGUCGCCCUCCAAUGUCUAUAUCAUCCACGUGACGUCGUCGCCACCCUGAGCAGUCUUCCUGCCGAUGACCUGGACUGGCCCAAGCUGAUCCAGACUUGCGAGACAAACGAGGCGUUCGAUGCCGUGAUUUGGGCGGUCAACCGCCAAGGCGACGCUAGAGAGGCCCUUGCCAAGGCAGCUACCUACGAGCAGCAACUGACCGCUCGCUUGGUCGAGUCGCUAAACAACGCAGACGAUCCAGAAGUCUCCCUGGAGAAGGAACUCGGCGAUCUGGAGGCGAUGGGGAAAACCGGCAUCACAAUUUGUCUCGAGCGAUCGCAAGGUGCUUCGGCGACAGAGGUCCCGCUGGAAGAUAUCUGGUUCCAGCUCCUGAACAGCCAGAUCAGCUGCGUGCAGAAUCUCACUGGCUGUUCCACAGACCUCAUCCCUGGCCGGGAGGGCAAGCUGGAUCAUACGCUCUCGAAGCUUCGUCUGCUGGUCCAAGAAACGUUUGAGGCUCUGGUCUCAAUCAGCUCGACACGAGCUGUUUCGUUCCCCCAUCUUUUCAAACGACUCGUCACCUCAGCGACCCCGUCGACAACUGGGACUCAGUACACCGAGUUCAAGACGAUCCUGACGGGAAUGCUUGAGUCAUACCGAUCAGAUGGCGACAUGCUAUCCAUCUCCAAAAAUCUCGUCGAUCGCGAUCUGUUUGUCAUCGUCGAGCAGGCAACCCAAGAACGCGUUAGAGGCUGGGCGCCUAGACACCGAAAUUGCACUGAAUGUCACAAACCCUUGCUCGGAAACGGCCAGUCGCAGAUAAUCGUGUCACGGACGGGGAAAAUAUACCAUACUUUAUGCUUUCCACAUACUUCGUUACAGUCGUACGGCUCCCAUCGGUCCGCUCACACGGUCGACUCCCCCCAGGACGCUCAUGUCGACAACCACGUCAGUGGCGUCUGCGGGCCAGGCCCAGAUCUCGCAGCCCCCGCCUCUGCUCCAUCGGCCUCGUUCUCCCCGCCACCCAACAACAAUAAUCCGGCGACGUCCGGCUCUACGUACUACUUUGGUUUCCUGGUCGCCUUUCUCGCCUUCCUGUUCCUGUUCCUCUCGCUUGGCCUCCUCGCCCGCCGGAGACGCAUGCACCUAAUGCGCGAGAUGAUGCUCUACGGGUCGGACGACGACACGCGCGUGAGGCUCAUGGCCGUACCCGUCAUAUCGCAGCCUUUAUACACCCGGCUAGGCGCCACCUCUGGUCGGACUUCAUGGCGACCGCUGUCCGCGUCGAUGGUCAAACGAGACGUCAUCGAUGACAAAUCUCCCCCGGCGACAAGGACGCAGCGUGGCCGCCGCGUCCGACACGGAACCCCUUCGUCGUCUAUUUUGGUUUCCCGGCAUGGCAACAACCUCGCCGGAACCCCCGUCAUGCCGCAGCCGCCCGACGCGGCCGACGACCCGGAGAGGCCGUACUUUGAGAUGGGCGUCCUGCAUGUGCCGUGGACGGAUCCGGCGAUUGAGACACAGCACCAGCCGACCGCGGAUGAACUUGAACGAGACGCUCCGUAA
This is a messenger RNA of Mycena citricolor, 5163 nucleotides long. NCBI's taxonomy places the organism in Eukaryota, Fungi, Basidiomycota, Agaricomycetes, Agaricales, Mycenaceae. The record is from the annotation of a GenBank genome assembly.